UUGUUUCUUUCUUUUCCUGUUUCCAUUUCUUUUUUUUUUUAAUUUUCUUUCACUUUCUCUGUCUUUCUUCUCUAAAGCCCAAGCAAACAAAUUAAAAUCUUCAUGGUCUCCUCAUUUUAAGACCCCAUCUCUCUCUCCCUCUUUCUCUCUCUCUCUCCCCUUUUUUUCUACAUCUCACUCGACGAACACUCUGUCUUCUGAGUUGUCUCUUGAUUCUUGAUUCUUGAUUCUGAGCCGCCCAUGAUGGACAAUGGUUUCUCUUCCCUUCGAAACGAUGCGUUUCCUGCUGGUCUCCGUGUUCUUGUUGUCGAUGACGAUCCCAUCUGUUUGAAAAUUCUUGAAAAGAUGCUCAAAAAGUGCUCUUAUGAAGUGACCACAUGCGCUUUAGCAAGAGAUGCUCUGCACUUGUUUCGUGAGAGGAAAGAUGGAUAUGACAUCGUGAUCAGUGAUGUCAACAUGCCUGACAUGGAUGGUUUUAAAUUUCUAGAACAUGUUGGACUGGAGAUGGAUCUUCCUGUAAUCAUGAUGUCUGUUGAUGCCGGAAGCAGCCGGGUUAUGAAAUGCCUUCAGCAUGGAGCCUGUGAUUAUCUUCUUAAGCCAAUACGAAUCAUAGAACUUCGGAAUAUAUGGAAGCAUGUAUCCAGAAAGAAAAUAAAUGAGGUAAGAGACAUUGAAAUUCUUGAAGGAAUGGAAACUAUCCAGACGACUAGAAAUGGAUUAGAUCAGCCUGAUUAUGGUCACUUGGUUUGUGGAGAAGAUCUGACUUCAGUCAAGAAAAGAAAAGAUAUUGAAGGCAAACAUGAUGACAAAGAUCCUUGUGACAAUUCUUCCACAAAGAAAGCCAGAGUAGUUUGGUCAGUAGACCUUCAUCAGAGAUUUGUCAAAGCUGUAAAUCAGAUAGGAUUUGAUAGAGCCAUGACGUGUUAUAUCUAUUUGGCAGAAGUUGGUCAGAAGGAAAUUCUUGACUUGAUGAACGUGCCAUGGUUGACAAGGGAAAAUGUUGCAAGUCACUUGCAGAAAUAUCGCAUUUAUCUGAGUAGAUUGCAGAAGCAAAUGGACCUGGAAAUUGCUUUUAACUGGAUAAAUGAUUCAGACUCACAUUCCAGAUCCGCUACAAGUGUUGGCACUCAGUACUCAUGCAACAUGUGGCACAAAGGUGUUUCAAAUGGUAGCUAUGGAUUUUCUGGCAAUAGCUCACCUCUCCACUACUUGGAACCCAGACUCUAUGGCAGAAGCUAUGUAAGUGAUGAAGAGGGAACUGUUUCAAAGCCUGUGAUAGCAUCCAAAAGAUCUUUAACUACUGAUGAUUCUGAUACUUGGAAGUCCAGGAGAUCACAGACUGAAUUUAGUUAUUCUAGCCCCUCUUGGGAAUCAGAAGUAAACUCCGCAGCAUUUGAUUCUACUUUCCUAUUUAUACCCUUAAGGGAUGAUGAAAAGAAACACUAAGAUAAUGAAGACGAGCGUAGGGAUGAUGAAGACGAGCAAACUUCAUUCAAAAACCAAUAAUGACUAAUGUCCUAGAUAUAAUCCUGUGUGUGUGUAUAAUAGCAUGUUAUUAUAGAUAAUUACGACUGAGACCGUAUAUUUUGCACCAGAAUGGGAAUCUGAUGAAUCAAAAUGAUACCAGAAGUCUUCUUACCCAUAAAUGUCAUAUAUUAUACCUUGAUUAGCAUGUGUUUAGGAAUAUGAAUCACGGUGUAUUUUGAGAUGUAUAGCAUGUUUAAAGAACCUGAAACUCUCUUUUUU
Messenger RNA from Hevea brasiliensis (rubber tree), 1746 nucleotides. Its product is annotated as two-component response regulator ORR26-like. Gene Ontology annotation, biological process: cytokinin-activated signaling pathway; phosphorelay signal transduction system. The record is from RefSeq and is a predicted model, not a curated record. The coding region runs from base 241 to 1446 and encodes 401 amino acids. NCBI's taxonomy places the organism in Eukaryota, Viridiplantae, Streptophyta, Magnoliopsida, Malpighiales, Euphorbiaceae. The transcript has 5 exons. Gene Ontology annotation, molecular function: DNA binding; DNA-binding transcription factor activity.